Molecule: messenger RNA, 1182 nt
Organism: Oreochromis niloticus (Nile tilapia)
Lineage: Eukaryota; Metazoa; Chordata; Actinopteri; Cichliformes; Cichlidae
Product: zinc finger protein 708-like
Exons: 1
Biological process (GO): regulation of transcription by RNA polymerase II
Molecular function (GO): DNA-binding transcription factor activity, RNA polymerase II-specific; RNA polymerase II cis-regulatory region sequence-specific DNA binding
Source: RefSeq, a predicted model, not a curated record
GGAGAGAAAACCUUCAGCUGUGAUGAGUGUGGGAAAGAUUUUACCCGGGCUGGAAGCUUAAAAAGACACCAACUCAUCCACAGUGGAGUUAAACCUUACAGCUGUGAUGAGUGUGGGAAGGAUUUUACCCGGGCUGGAAGCUUAAAAGCACAUCAACUCAUCCACAGUGGAGUUAAACCUUACAGCUGUGAUGAGUGUGGAAAGUAUUUUACCGAGGCUGGAGACUUAAAAAGACACCAAGUCAUCCACAGUGGAGUUAAACCUUACAGCUGUGAGUUGUGUGGAAAGUCUUUUACCCGGGCUGAAAGCUUAAAAACACACCAACUCAUCCACAGUGGAGUUAAACCUUACAGCUGUGACUUGUGUGGAAAGUCUUUUACCAGGGCUGAAAGCUUAAAAACACACCAACUCAUCCACAGUGUAGUUAAACCUUACAGCUGUGACUUGUGUGGAAAGUCUUUUACCCGGGCUGACAGCUUAAAAACACACCAACUCAUCCACAGUGGAGUUAAACCUUACAGCUGUGACUUGUGUGGAAAGUCUUUUACCCGGGCUGACAGCUUAAAAACACACCAACUCAUCCACAGUGGAUUUAAACCUUACAGCUGUGACUUGUGUGGAAAGUCUUUUACCUGGGCUCAAAACUUAAAAACACACCAACUCAUCCACAGUGGAGUUAAACCUUACAGCUGUGACUUGUGUGGAAAGUCUUUUACCCGGGCUGGAGACUUAAAAAAACACCAACUCAUCCACAGCGGAGUUAAACCUUACAGCUGUGACUUGUGUGGAAAGUCUUUUACCCAGGCUAAAAACUUAAAAAUGCACCAACUCAUCCACAGCGGAGUUAAACCUUACAGCUGUGACUUGUGUGGAAAGUCUUUUACCCAGGGUGGAAAUUUAAAUGCACAUCGACUCAUCCAUAGUGGAUUUAAACCUUACAGCUGUGACUUGUGUGGAAAGUCUUUUACCGAGUCUGGACACUUAAAAAGACACCAACUCAUCCACAGUGGAGUUAAACGUUACAGCUGUGACUUGUGUGGAAAGUCUUUUACCGAGUCUGGACACUUGAAAAGACACCAACUCAUCCACAGUGGAGUUAAACCUUACAGCUGUGACUUGUGUGGAAAGUCUUUUACCGAGUCUGGACACUUGAAAAGACACCAACUCAUCCACAGUGGAGUU